Myripristis murdjan (pinecone soldierfish) is the source of this 3152-nucleotide messenger RNA. Its product is annotated as ankyrin repeat domain-containing protein 13C-like. The record is from RefSeq and is a predicted model, not a curated record. The transcript is spliced from 14 exons. Gene Ontology annotation, molecular function: signaling receptor binding. Gene Ontology annotation, biological process: protein retention in ER lumen. Gene Ontology annotation, cellular component: cytoplasm. Bases 192 to 1769 code for a protein of 525 amino acids. NCBI's taxonomy places the organism in Eukaryota, Metazoa, Chordata, Actinopteri, Holocentriformes, Holocentridae.
UUCGGCGUCUAUCGCUAGCUAGCUAGUUAGUUAGCUAGCUUUUUUCUGUACCAUCUGAAUUUUGCCGCAAAGCAAACGGAAUCGGUCCCAUUUUGAAACGUAGCCUACAUCCAAUGAGCAAGAGCAGAGACAACGAUGCUGCUCGGCGUUGUCACCAACACAUAUCCGGCUAGUUAGCUUGGUGGUCAGUCAUGACAGGGGAGAAGAUCCGCACCAUGCGAAAGGACCACAACAAACCCAACAAAAAUGAAGAUAUAAUGGACACUUACGAUGAGUCUUCAAACGGGACGAUCCCCAACGGCACCAGCAACACUUUCAGAUCAAACAAGGCUUUUCAGAAAUCAAUAAAACCCCUGGCGCUGCAGCAGCAACAGCUGUCCAACAACAUCAAUGCAAACAACCUCAACGCCAACUCGUCAGUGGGCACCAUUGUCGACGACAACAACAAGAACCCAAUAAUUUUGACUAAUGAGAACCUGGAGUUCCCCGUGCAUGAGUGCGUGUUCAAGGGCGACGUGCGGCGGCUGUCCUCUCUCAUCAGGACCCACAGCAUCUCUCAGAAGGAUGUGCACGGAAACACACCUCUUCACCUAGCUGUGAUGCUGGGCCACAAAGAAUGUGCCCUCCUGCUUCUGGCCCAUAAUGCACCUGUAAAGAUAAAGAAUGCGCAAGGCUGGAGUCCUCUAGCAGAAGCCAUCAGCUAUGGUGACAGGCAAAUGAUCACAGCAAUACUGCGGAAGUUAAAGCAGCAGUCCAGAGAGAGUGUGGCGGACAAGAGACCCAAACUGCUCAAGGCUCUCAGGGAGCUUGGUGACUUUUAUCUGGAGCUUCACUGGGAUUUUCAGAGCUGGGUGCCUUUGUUGUCACGGAUGCUGCCAUCUGAUGCUUGUAAGAUCUACAAGCAGGGAAUCAAUAUCAGACUCGACACCACUCUGAUAGACUUCACCGACAUGAAGUGUCAGCGCGGAGAUCUUAGCUUCAUUUUCAGUGGAGAUGCUACACCCUCCCAGUCUUUUGUGGUCCUGGAUAAUGAGGCCAAAGUGUACCAAAGAAUACACCACGAGGAGUCCGAGAUGGAGACUGAAGAAGAGGUGGAUAUCCUGAUGAGCAGUGACGUCUACUCCGCCACGCUGUCCACCAAGUCCAUCACUUUCUCCCGCAGUCAGAUCGGCUGGCUCUUCAGAGAGGACAAAACUGAGCGGGUCGGGAACUUCCUGGCUGACUUCUAUGCAGUGAACGGUCUGGUGCUGGAGUCCCGGAAGCGGCGGGAGCACCUCAGUGAAGAGGACAUCUUGAGGAACAAAGCCAUCAUGGAGAGCUUGAGUAAAGGAGGCAGUAUCAGCGAGCAGAAUUUUGAGCCUGUAAGGAGGCAGUCCCUCACAGCCCCAGCCCCCAACACCAUUUCCUGGGAAGAAUACAUCAAUGCAGAGCAUGGAAAGCCACCUCAUCUUGGAAGAGAGCUUGUGUGCAAGGAAAGCAAGAAGAACUUCAAAGCUACUGUAGCCAUGAGCCAGGAUUUCCCUCUAGGCAUCGAGUCGUUACUAAAUGUUUUGGAGGUCAUCGCUCCUUUCAAACACUUCAACAAACUCAGAGAAUUUGUUCAAAUGAAGCUUCCACCUGGCUUUCCAGUUAAACUCGACAUCCCAGUCUUCCCCACUAUCACAGCAACUGUCACAUUUCAGGAAUUCCGCUACGACGAAUUCGAAGAGUCAAUUUUCUCCAUACCAGCCGAAUACAAAGAAGAUCCCAGCCGCUUCCCUGACCUCUGACCUAGCUAGCAUAUUGUAAACGCUUUGAAGUCCCAGCUGCAUAGAACUGACAGAGAUUUACUCUGUGUGAGGAAACGACCAGCUAAUAAGUUUAAAAAAAAAAAGAAAGAAAGAAAGAAAAAGGAAUCCAGUGUUGUUUUAACUCUAUAUAUGUGGUCUGCUAAAAAGGGAACUGAUCUCCUGACCAGUCGUUCAUUUUGUAGAUGAUACAAAGCAAAUCAAUGCAAACAAAUGUUACAGCGCACCGCAACCAUAUUUUAUGAAAUAAUUAUAUCUUUGCUUGCUGUUCAGGAGCUGAACAGCUCAUCCACCGCUUCGUGAAGCUGUCUUCUCCUGGGAAAGUUGUCAGAGAGGUUGCAGCUCGGACUCUUUUUUUGUUUUUUGUUUGUUUGUUUGUUUGUUUGUUUUGUUUUAUCAACUACAUCUAGUCAACCCCUUGCUCUCUGAGGACUGACCAGUGUUUUUUCUCAUUGCACCACAGUUCUCUCCAAACUGCACUGACACGUCAUUUGUAAAUAAUUCACUAUAACUGACAAAAUAAGAAAUGUCUGAAAUAUAGUUAUAUCAUGGAACUGAACUCAAUAUUCAUGUCUAAAUGAUGUACAAUAUACACUCAAAGGAGUAACACUGUGUAGCAAUACAUUUCCAGUACUUAAGAAUGUUUUUUAACCAGCUGGGAGAAAGUUUGGCCUAAAACUACAUUCUUACAGUUCGAUAACCAAGCCUUUUUCCAGUACAGGAUGUAGAGUCCUGUAUUUUCAGGUUAGCUCACAUUACCUCCUGGCUGUCUCCCAUUUGUGUGUCAUGACGGUAUGAAUUAUGUGUUGUGUGUGAGCGAGUAAUUGUACUGUAUCAAGGGUUGUUUGUAUGUUUGUGUGUGAAAGAGAGAGUGUAAACCCAGACGGGGUAUCAGGAAAAAUGUUCUACUUUAAUACUGCACUGAUAUUAAGUAUAUUUAACGCAUGCUAUAGCUAUAUUGGCCAGUUGGGUCAUCUAUAUAUCUAUACCCAAAACAUGUUAUAUAUCUGCAGACAUCUUGCUAUCUACACUGCAAAGGAAAAGAAACUGAAAAUUGUAACGCUAACAUUUUCAAAUACUUUUUACUGCUUUCAAGAUCUCUCCUCAACAGUAGUCUGUAUAUUGUUUCUCAUUUUACAGUUUGUUUUUCCUUUUUUUCUCUCUCUCUUUUGAACCGAGGAGUAAUUAAGCUGUGAAGUUGAUAUCGCAGGAUAUCUCAAAACUGUCAAGAUGGGAAAUAAUUUGACCUCUUGAGAUGUAUCAUGAUGGGAAAUAAUUUGACCCCUUGAGAGUCUCUGGCUUCAGCUACUAUGUAUUGCAAGUUUACCUACUUGACAUCCCUUUAAAUAAAGCACCAGCACCAUG